This is a messenger RNA of Strongylus vulgaris, 608 nucleotides long. The record is from the annotation of a GenBank genome assembly. Lineage: Eukaryota; Metazoa; Nematoda; Chromadorea; Rhabditida; Strongylidae.
AUGUUUGUUUACCGAGAUGUAAUCAGUUCUCAACAUCUGCGCUUUCAGGAAAAUGGCAGCCGAAUUGAAAAAGUUGGCGAAGGUUUGUUAGAGCAACUAGAUGAUCUUCUCAGGCUUGAAAUGCAUGACGAGCUAAUGAAGACCAUAAUCAAGCUUGUUAAGCUAUGUGGGCGUCAUUUGGAUGCUUCGCCCGUAACCGAGCCUCUUGUCAAUCAACUACUUACAAAACUGCUUGCAUUCGCGAAAGGUCAUCCACAAUUGAGCGAGUCUGUGAAGACUCAAAUAAACUGCGUUGUUGAUUUGCGGAAGAGUGGAUGGGGUAUAAAUUCCCGAGGAGGCGUUGCAGUAUUUGAUACGGCCACAUCUUCUUCGAAUCACUCUGUUCCAUCGAGUGGAAUCAUUGUCGGUGACGAUGGCGCUGCGCUGGAUUUGGAUGAUGAGGAGCGAUCCUUCCUGGAAUCACAUUUUAAUGCCAUUGAUGGUGUGGAAGAAGCGGACCAUGACCAAUCAUUUGAUGAUCAGGAAGUAAUGAAGGAUUUUGUUAAAGAGGAAGAGGAUCGAGAAAAAGUGAGUUUCUUACAUUUUCUUUUGUGCUGGUCUCUUUAAAC